Pseudocercospora fijiensis CIRAD86 is the source of this 2248-nucleotide messenger RNA. RefSeq lists its product as uncharacterized. Gene Ontology annotation, molecular function: ATP binding; ATP hydrolysis activity. The coding region runs from base 68 to 2131 and encodes 687 amino acids. The transcript has a single exon. NCBI's taxonomy places the organism in Eukaryota, Fungi, Ascomycota, Dothideomycetes, Mycosphaerellales, Mycosphaerellaceae. The record is from RefSeq and is a predicted model, not a curated record.
AUCUGACAGCGGCUACUUAUCGUCUGCUCUUGAAGACUUUGACUUUGAUCAUCCAAAAGCAGAUCUUAUGGCACGCACCAUGCAAUCGGCACGCCGCAGCAGGAACAGCGGCGCCAACGGCACCAUUGUCGAGAACCCGGACAUCGGUGAAGACGAGGCACAGAAACUCAAAGAGAUCGAAGAGGGCGAGAUGCAGGCCAAGCUCAAGCACAUCGAUCGCAAGCACACCGAGCAAGGAGCAGUCUAUUAUGCCGAGACAAUCGACGAGGAGAUACCAGACCAGAUCAACUGGUGGGGCAAGUUUGCCUUGUGUCUUGUGCGGCACAUGGAUAACACCAACAAAUACGUCACGAAGACAAGCUUGCAGGUCAACUCGCAGUACUUGAAGGACAUGCUACGAGACACCAUUCCCAGCUUCCCUGGCAUCUCAUUCCAGACCACGGAGAUCACCAUCGAUGCUCCAUACCGCGUUCUGUACCAUUACAAGGAUGAGCUUGAGGCAGCAGGCAAAGAUCUUGAGUCUGAGGAAGCUGCCGCUCACCUUGACCUCCUACUGGACUUCAUUCAUGAGGAGUUCCAGGAGACCAUCAAAGAGAGUGACAACUUGAAAGAGAAAGGUCUGAUGUCCUAUCACCACCUUUGGACACUCUUCAGGCCCGGCAUGGUCUUUCACGGCUCGAUCUUUGGCCAACCUCGUGCUUUCAAGGUCUCUUCCUACCUAUACUCUUGCAACGUUCAGGACCCAGGCCUGCACCUGCACACCGAAUUCGUCGACUUCGAUGGCGAUGAGUUCGGCACACGUACUGGUGUCCAGAAGAUCAUGCCUUUCCCUGGUGCAGAGCCGAUUGGCGAGCUUGAAGCUUAUCCUUUCGAGUUUCAUGCAAAUCAUGCUGCGGCCAAGAAGUCACUCAUUGAGCGUGGCAGGCGUUUCGAAAAGCUCGCUGGCAUGCACUUCCAUCACUACAGCGGUAUUGCCCUUGAAUACACUCCAUGUGGCAUCUCUCGCUUCAAUACGGAUGGUCGAGUUGUUGUAGACACCAAGACUUGGCACCGCCUCAACGGCAACCGAGCUUUCACCGUCAACAAAUUUAAGUCCAGGGAAGACAGGCGUCGUAAGCGUCCUCACGUACCGAGAAUCCAUCGCUACGAUGACGAUGACGAUGACGAUUACGAAGAGGAGGACACUGAGCUGCUGCCUACCGACAAGCUCGAUCUCGACCCUCUGACCGACGACCAGUGCCUACUGGCAAGCGCCACUGUGCGAGGCUUCUCCUUCACCGAGAAGAGGUGGUUCGAGUUCUUUGUAGACAAGCUGUCGCCACCUGGCUGGAACCCAAACUGCUUCGACCAGCUUGUACUUCCCGCUGCACAGAAAGACCUUGUCCAGGCCCUAGUCGCCAAUCACGUCCAGCAGAGAAGCGACUUCGACGACAUCGUCAAGGGCAAAGGCCGUGGUCUCAUCAUGGUCCUCCACGGCCCACCAGGCGUGGGAAAGACCCUCACAGCCGAGACGGUCGCCGAAUUCGUCCAACGUCCCCUCUACAUGGUAUCUUCGGGCGACCUAGGCACGAACUCCGAAGCCCUCGACGACCGUCUCACCCGCAUCCUCGACAUGGCCUCAACCUGGAAAGCCGUCCUCCUAAUCGACGAAGCCGACGUCUUCCUCGAACGCCGCUCCCUCCACGACAUGGAGCGCAACUCCCUCGUCUCCAUCUUCCUCCGUGUCCUGGAAUACUACGAAGGUAUCCUCUUCCUCACCUCCAACCGCGUCAACACUUUCGACGACGCGUUCAAAUCUCGCAUCCACGUGCCCCUGAAGUAUAAUGACCUCACUCUCGAAUCUCGCACUAAGAUUUGGAAACAUUUCCUCCGGAAUGAUUCCGGUGUUGGGGGGAUUGAAGAGGAAGGUUUCGCGGCUCUGGCCGAGGCUGAUCUCAAUGGUCGGCAGAUCAAGAAUGUUAUUCGGACGGCGAAGAGUCUGGCGCAGUUUCGUGGGGAGAAGUUGGAUCGGGCGAAGUUGGAGCAGGUGAUUGCAAUUCAGAUGGAGUUUGAGGAGGAUUUGAAUUUUGGGGGAGGGGAGCAGGCACGGAAUGGGAAGGGGGUGAUUAAUGGGCUUACGAAUGGUCAUUAAGGGUAUUGAACGAGAUGAACGAAUGUUUUCUAGUAGUAACUCAGCAUUGAUUGGAUCAUGGCGUUUUGGGAUACAAGUUCUUGGUCUCUAGCUAGUACCAAUUGAGAGCCUUCAAUG